This is a messenger RNA of Talpa occidentalis (Iberian mole), 2770 nucleotides long. RefSeq names its product WD repeat domain 1 (gene WDR1). Lineage: Eukaryota; Metazoa; Chordata; Mammalia; Eulipotyphla; Talpidae. The transcript is spliced from 15 exons. Bases 54 to 1874 code for a protein of 606 amino acids. Gene Ontology annotation, cellular component: cortical actin cytoskeleton. The record is from RefSeq and is a predicted model, not a curated record. Gene Ontology annotation, biological process: positive regulation of actin filament depolymerization; locomotion; actin filament depolymerization. Gene Ontology annotation, molecular function: actin filament binding.
GCGGGCGGCCCGGAGUCUCGGCAGGCGGCGCGGCGCGGGCGCGAGGGGCGAGGAUGCCGUACGAGAUCAAGCGGGUGUUCGCCAGCCUCCCCCAGGUGGAGCGGGGCGCCUCCAAGAUCGUCGGCGGCGACCCCAAGGGCAACAAUUUUCUCUACACCAAUGGCAAGUGCGUCAUCCUGAGGAACAUCGACAACCCGGCCAUCGCCGACAUCUACACGGAGCACGCCCACCAGGUGGUGGUGGCCAAGUAUGCGCCCAGCGGCUUCUACAUCGCGUCUGGAGACGUGUCUGGGAAGCUGCGGAUCUGGGACACCACGCAGAAGGAGCACCUCCUCAAGUAUGAGUACCAGCCCUUCGCCGGGAAGAUCAAGGACAUUGCUUGGACAGAAGACAGUAAGAGGAUCGCAGUGGUCGGGGAAGGAAGGGAGAAGUUUGGCGCCGUCUUCCUGUGGGACAGCGGCUCUUCGGUGGGCGAGAUCACAGGCCACAACAAAGUCAUCAACAGUGUGGACAUCAAGCAGAGCAGGCCGUACCGGCUGGCCACCGGCAGCGACGACAACUGCGCCGCCUUCUUUGAGGGGCCACCGUUCAAGUUCAAGUUCACCAUUGGUGACCACGGCCGCUUCGUCAACUGUGUGCGAUUCUCUCCUGACGGAAACCGAUUUGCCACAGCCAGCGCCGAUGGCCAGAUUUACAUCUAUGACGGCAAGACCGGAGAGAAGGUGUGCGCUCUGGGGGGAGACAAGGCACACGACGGGGGCAUCUACGCGGUCAGUUGGAGUCCUGACAGCACCCACUUGCUUUCUGCUUCUGGAGACAAAACCUCUAAAAUCUGGGACGUCAACGUGAACUCAGUGGUCAGCACGUUUCCCAUGGGCUCCAAUGUCCUGGACCAGCAGCUGGGCUGCCUGUGGCAGAAGGACCAUCUGCUCAGCAUCUCGCUGUCCGGGUACAUCAACUACCUGGACAGGAACAACCCCAGCAAACCCCUGCGUGUCAUCAAGGGUCACAGCAAGUCCAUCCAGUGUCUGACGGUGCACAAAAAUGACGGCAAGUCCUACAUCUACUCUGGGAGCCACGACGGGCACAUUAAUUACUGGGACUCUGAGACGGGGGAGAACGACUCCUUCGCGGGGAAGGGACACACCAACCAGGUGUCCAGGAUGGCCGUGGACGAGUCAGGGCAGCUGGUGAGCUGCAGCAUGGAUGACACGGUGCGCUACACCAGCCUGGUGCUGAGGGACUACAGCGGACAGGGGGUGGUGAAGCUGGACGUCCAGCCCAAGUGCGUGGCCGUGGGCCCUGGAGGGUACACCGUGGUCGUGUGCAUCGGGCAGAUCGUCCUGCUCAAGGACCAGAAGAAGUGCUUCAGCAUCGACAACCCUGGCUAUGAGCCUGAGGUCGUGGCGGUGCACCCCAGUGGAGACACGGUGGCUGUCGGGGGCUCGGACGGGAACGUCCGCCUCUACUCCAUCCUGGGCACCACGCUGAAGGACGAGGGCAAGCUCCUGGAGGCCAAGGGCCCCGUGACCGACCUGGCGUUCUCCCACGAUGGCGCCUUCCUGGCCGUGUGCGACGCCAGCAAAGUGGUCACAGUCUUCAGUGUUGCUGACGGCUACUCGGAGAACAAUAUCUUCUACGGACACCACGCAAAGAUCGUCUGCCUGGCCUGGUCCCCAGACAACGAGCACUUUGCCUCCGGCGGCAUGGACAUGAUGGUGUACGUCUGGACCCUGAGUGACCCUGAGACCAGGGUCAAGAUCCAAGACGCACACCGGCUCCACCACGUCAGCAGCCUGGCCUGGCUGGACGAGCACACGCUGGUCACCACCUCCCACGACGCCUCCGUCAAAGAGUGGACAAUCGCCUACUGAGGGCCGCGCCUCGGGACAGACCGAAUCAGGGACUAGAGUUUACCCGCGCCGAACACGUCCUUUCUUGAAAUACUCCUGUACCGCGCCGCCCCACCCCCACCCCAGAGGGAGGGGCCUUAACGGAAAUUAUCCUCGUCUCUACAGGGUGUUCAGACCUAUACAUGUCCUUUGAAAGCUUUAGACAGUGACAGUUUGCACAUGAAAAAUAAAGCGAGCACUUAAACCACGCGUGGAGCAUCACUGAAAUCCCACCACUCAGCUCUGCCCGGGGGCGGAACAUUCCAGAGGCCUCGCCUCGCAAGCACACAGCCCCCACGCCCCGCGGCGCUUGCUGUCUACCCCAAGGUUAGGGCCCAGGCCACCCACCACAGGCGCGUGCGGGUGGGUGUCCCGCGCUCCAAGGGCGCCGUGCCUGUGCCACCUCCAGGGUGUGGGUGCACCCUCGUCUGCCUCGUAUUUCCCUGUCAAUUCUUGUGCUUGGUUUUCGCAAUGGAAUCGUGGGAUUCUUCUGGUUUGGGUUUAUUUUUAUGUAUCUUAACUGUUGCCUGUCUGCCUUGACAGCUCCCGAGGGCGCCCUGGCAGGUUAGAGCCCUAGUUCACUAGACGGAGGCCACGUCACACUCCCGCUCUGACUUUGUUCUGUUUCUCUGCCCCCGAGAGCAAAGUUUAAUUUAAAGGCGAAGGUGGAGUCACUGUCAACUAACCUGUUGUUUCCGCCUUUCUUUUUCCAGUGCAGAAAUUAAAAGUAAGUAUAAAGCACGGUGAUCUGGAGUUUUUUUGUGUGUGUCAGUUGCUGGUCCGUGUCAGCUGAGAGCAAUCCCCCCUUCCCUGCACUUGUGGAAACACUUUAAGCGCGUUAAGAGAUUAGAGAGAAAUCAUUAAAUAUCUUUUCUCCU